Messenger RNA from Drosophila ficusphila, 282 nucleotides. RefSeq names its product metallothionein-2. The transcript has 2 exons. Gene Ontology annotation, molecular function: metal ion binding. The record is from RefSeq and is a predicted model, not a curated record. The coding region runs from base 55 to 186 and encodes 43 amino acids. Lineage: Eukaryota; Metazoa; Arthropoda; Insecta; Diptera; Drosophilidae.
GUGAAAUUCAGUUCGUCUUAGCCAAGUGAAAGUCAGAGAUACUAUACCUACAAAAUGGUUUGCAAGGGAUGUGGAACAAACUGCCAGUGCUCGGCCCAGAAGUGCGGCGGCAACUGCGCCUGCUAUAAGGAUUGCCAGUGCGUCUGCAAGAACGGACCCAAGGACCAGUGUUGCAGCAACAAAUGAACGAGCCAACUUACUACAUAACUUCCAAACUAACGCUUAACUCCCACUGAGUUGGACGCAAUAAAUAAAGUUUAUGAAGAUUUCGGGCAUUUAAAA